AUGCAGGCCGUCUCCAGCUGGAUCAGGUCGUGCGAGCAAGCAGCAGUGGAGGUGCAAUCGGUUCCCGCUCUUCCUGUUGUCGCUCUCCUGGAAGAAGCUGCGUCAACAGAUGCAGAGGCUGAGAAAGCAGAGGAGACUGAGAACGCAGAGGAAGCAGAGAAGGAGGAGGAACCGAAGGAGCCGAAGAGGAAAGCUUAUUCGUUCCUGGAGCUGCUUGCUCAAGAGGACGCUGUUGCCUCACAUACCUCCUCAGUUGACUCAAUUUCCAAGAUUAAUUCUUCCUCAGCCAAGGUUGCGGCCUGCACUGCGACCGUUGGCUUGACCACGGAGGUAGUUGGUGUGAAGAGGGGAAUUGGCCGAGGCGUUUCCAGGAAUGGGAAGGGAUGGAGCACUUCCAGCCUCUGCUCCUCGUCCUCUGCUGAUACGUUCGGCAGCUCUGCUGGCUUAACAAAAAAAUACUCAGGGGCUGGUAAGGGAGUAUCCAGCACUGGGAAGGAAUGGAGCAUGAAGGUGAAUAGAUUUGGGAUGGCAGAGGGAGGAUGGACUGUUUCUAACCAGUUGUAUGGGUGUGAUGAUGAGGAGGAAGAGGAGGAGGAGGAUGACAGCAGCAGGCAAGGGUCCAAGAUUUCUGGGACUGGAACAAUGUGCUACAUGAAUCAGCUGUACAUGGAUGAGGAAGAGGAGGAGGAGAGGGAGGCAUUGGCAGCAUCAGGCAUAUCUGUUGGCAUCGGCAGGUUUGGAGCCAGGCGAAGAAUAACCGGCUCUAGCAGCCGGGUCACUCUUAGGAGAAUCAGUGGUGCCUUGAGACAAUAUUAG
Closterium sp. Naga37s-1 is the source of this 816-nucleotide messenger RNA. The record is from the annotation of a GenBank genome assembly. NCBI's taxonomy places the organism in Eukaryota, Viridiplantae, Streptophyta, Zygnematophyceae, Desmidiales, Closteriaceae.